UAAUUUGAAGUGGGAGACAGGAGUUUUUAGGCCAAAUGGGAACUGAUGACAAUGUUUGAGUGUCUUAACUGGCAGGAGCUUCUUUUCUAACCACGCCAGGAAUUCACGUUAAUGUUUUAUGUAUGAAGAAACAGGACCUUUGUAGCGGCUAGUUGCCACAUUUGGCGGUGGGAAAGGACAAGCGCACUGCGCAUGCGCUGCAGGCAACCUAGGCAACUACGUGUGGAACGUGUGUCAGCCGACGUUGCUAACGUAUCCAUUUGCGUAACGUUUUCAACGAAAGCUGUGCUGUGGGUGGGAGCUGAGUAUUUGAGCUAACUUUCAGUUUCAUUACAGCUGCAUUAGCUGCGAUAACCACUGUCAUUAAAUGGACAUUAGAAAUUGGUGCCAAACAAUACCGACUUCAGUUAAAUGACAUGGAUAAUUAGUCUCUCCUCUUUCAACCCGGAAAAGCAGGUUAGUGGGGAGGAAACUCCUCACAUGCUCAUAACAGUUAGCAAGUGACUGCCGGAUGGCGCUCGGUGUGUCCCUAAUUCAGUGGUAUUGUCGCUAUAUUAACCUGUAUUUCACGGAUAAGAUUUAAGACUUACGAGCCAACCUUCACUGAGGGCGAAGCGUUUACAGGAAGAACUAUAAAACAUAUCUGAAUAUCUGGGUUGCUUCGAUUAUAGCUACAUUUUACGUACGAACCUUUGUGGAUACCGUCUUCUUAUAGAGACUUUUACAAUCAUAGUAAGUAAAAUCUACAAUCAUUAUGACCAAGAUAUGGAGUUUCUCCCAGUACUUGACCCACUAGAUACACCCAAAGAAGGAAUAUGGUAUUCUUUGGUACCGAGGGGAAGUGCUCCGGGUGUAACUGUGGGUCACACCUGCACGUUUACUCCAUCAGUAGGAGGAAAAGGAAGAAUCCUCAUCGUUGGAGGAGCCAACCCCAGUGGCAGUUUCUCUGAUUCCCAUAUCAUAAAUCUAGAUAAUCAUGAAUGGGACAUUCCAGAGUGGGAGGGUUUGGAGGCACGAUAUGAACACUGCAGCUUUGUGCCAGAGAGCUGCCCACAAAGCCUGUGGGUGUUUGGGGGCGCACAGCAGAGCGGCAAUCGCGGAUGUAUCCAGAAUAUACAGCUAACAGACAGUGGGUCUCACUGGAAGGAUGUAUCGGUAAACGGGAAGUCCCCCUGUCCCAGGACAUACCACACCAACUCAGCCUGCCUUGGUGACAGACUGUAUGUCUUUUCUGGUGGUGAAGCGGGAGCUGCACCUGUGUCAGACCAAAAACUUCAUGUCUUCGAUACAGGGUCUUCCACUUGGUCUCAACCGAACACACAAGGCAAACAGCCACCAGCCAGACACGGCCACAUUAUCGUAUCAGUUGGUUCAAAGAUCUACAUUCAUGGAGGCAUGGCUGGAGACAAAUUCCACAGUGAUAUGUACUCUCUCGACACAGGGAGCAUGAAGUGGGAGACAGUACGGGCCAAAGGAGACAUGCCACCAGGGGUAGCAGCCCACUCAGCUGUGGUGCUUGGCAAGAACAUCUACAUCUUUGGAGGGAUGACUGCGGAUGGAGCCAGCAACUCAAUGUACAGAUUCAACACUGACAAAAGUAGAUGGAUCCUAAUGAAAUUUGAAGGAGAUAUGCCACCCAACCGCCUGGACCACUCCAUGUGUUUACUGCCAUGGAAGCUGUGUGACGAGGGGCAAGCCAACAGCCCAGCUGCCUCAGAGACAAUACAUCUGGCCUUUGUAUUUGGAGGGAUGGACACCCAGGGUGUCAUACAUAAUGACUGUAUUGUGACUGUGGUGACAUGAUGUGCCUUGGUGUUGUAAUAUUCAUUUACUCAAGUUCUAAUAAAAUGUUUGUCAAGUA
This is a messenger RNA of Xiphias gladius (swordfish), 1861 nucleotides long. RefSeq names its product Rab9 effector protein with kelch motifs (gene rabepk). The record is from RefSeq and is a predicted model, not a curated record. The transcript is spliced from 8 exons. Lineage: Eukaryota; Metazoa; Chordata; Actinopteri; Istiophoriformes; Xiphiidae. Gene Ontology annotation, molecular function: protein binding. The coding region runs from base 766 to 1803 and encodes 345 amino acids.